GUGAAUAAUAAUCCAAUCUUGCACUCAAUCUUUUGCUUGCAUGAUCACUUCAAAACCGGCAAUUUCUUAACCAAAAUUCAUUUAAAACAAAAGCAAUUUGUAUCCAACAAUUCCCACAAUCCCCUAUAAUAAUUCUAGGAAAAGAUUUAAUCUCUUAAAGAUCAAAGAACAUGGUGGUAACGGCGGCAACCGGAGCGGCACCGGAGAGGUUUAAUAAGAGGCAAACCGGUGGGUUUGUGGAUGAGAUGAGGUCUGUAGCUAUGAAACUGCAUAGCAAAGAUCAAUCUAAGGAAGGUGAAAAGGAAACUCAAGGAAAACCAUGGCCUAAAUGGGAACCCACCAUUGAUGGUUAUUUGAAGUUCUUGGUCGAUAGUAAAUUGGUUUAUGAUACCCUUGACAAGAUUCUUCUUAAGGCUGAUUUCCCUGAAUAUGCCGAGUUUAGGAACACAGGGCUGGAAAGGGCCGGAAAUCUGGCAAAAGAUUUGAACUGGUUCAAAGAACAAGGUCAUGUGAUCCCUGAACCUUUGUCACCUGGGCUGGACUACUCUGUUUAUGUUGAAGAACUAUCAAAGAAUGACCCACAAGCUUUUAUUUGCCACUUUUAUAAUACAUAUUUUGCACAUACUGCUGGUGGUCGGAUGAUUGGGAAAAAGGUUGCUGCAAAGAUCUUAAAUGGUAAGGAACUGGAAUUCUACAAGUGGGAUGGUGAUCUUUCCCAACUACUGCAAAAUGUGAGGGAGAAGCUGAACAAAGUUGCUGAGAACUGGACAAGAGAUGAGAAGAACCGUUGUCUUCAAGAAACCGAGAAAUCGUUCAAAUUUAACGGUGAGAUUCUUCAUCUGAUCGUGGCGUGAUCAUGAAAGAAGCUUGUAUAUUGUUGCUUUUUAAUUUAAUGAUCUUCCAUUGUAUAAAGAUAUGCUACAUAUUUGUACAUAAACUUUUUUCUUGUAUAAAGCUUUGAAUAACAUAACUUGACCAAAAAGUGGACUCUUUCAA
Helianthus annuus (common sunflower) is the source of this 996-nucleotide messenger RNA. RefSeq names its product heme oxygenase 1, chloroplastic. The record is from RefSeq and is a predicted model, not a curated record. The coding region runs from base 171 to 854 and encodes 227 amino acids. Lineage: Eukaryota; Viridiplantae; Streptophyta; Magnoliopsida; Asterales; Asteraceae. Gene Ontology annotation, biological process: phytochromobilin biosynthetic process; heme oxidation. Gene Ontology annotation, molecular function: heme oxygenase (decyclizing) activity. The transcript has 4 exons.